CGUCCGCUCGUGAGUCACACAGUCUACGGUCGUGACCGAGGCAGCAGAGGACACCUCCCGGAGUGAAAACACCUCAGCAAGUCGCCUGAAGACCCAAAAACAAAAUACAAUAUGCCAGCAGACAUUAACAAAGGCAAGAAAGCAUUUGUCCAGAAGUGUGCCCAGUGCCAUACUGUGGAGAAUGGUGGAAAGCACAAGGUUGGACCCAACCUUUGGGGUCUGUUCGGCCGCAAAACAGGCCAGGCAGACGGCUACUCCUACACUGAUGCCAACAAAAGCAAAGGUAUCGUCUGGGAGGAGGACACCCUGAUGGUUUAUUUGGAAAACCCCAAGAAAUACAUCCCAGGAACAAAGAUGAUCUUCGCCGGCAUCAAAAAGAAGAAUGAGCGUACCGACCUCAUAGCAUAUCUCAAGUCUGCGACUUCAUAAAGAACUCUACUUUGUCACACGAUGCUGUCUAUGUUGUGUCAGGACAAACUGCUCAAGAUGCCAGGACUUAUCAUUCUUUCAAAAUCAGGGAGAGCAGCCAGCAGUCUGAGAGAUGUUGGCACUCGUGGCCAAUCUUUGUCACCAUUGUACCUCUGUUCUCUGAUAAUGCACUGCUGACGUGGAGCAAACUAUAUCCCCUGGUUUUAACAGGUUCUUUUUCUAACAUAAAUUAUCAAACCAUAUACUGUUGUAUUCUGAAUGUAGGGACUGAACGCUGUGUAUUAAGUUCGCUGAUUGACUGUCAUCUAGUUUUUUCUCCAUAGUUCCAUAGAUUGUACUGAAAUUGGUCUUAAUAUUUGUUUUCAAGAAUAAUAAUGCCUGUCUGUUUAGGAUUUCCUCUACAGUCUUUUAUUGUGUCCAUUUUGAAUAUUCAAGUUGAAUAAACGUAAGACUAAAAGUU
Molecule: messenger RNA, 889 nt
Organism: Limanda limanda (common dab)
Lineage: Eukaryota; Metazoa; Chordata; Actinopteri; Pleuronectiformes; Pleuronectidae
Product: cytochrome c-like
Exons: 3
Coding region: 112-429 (105 amino acids)
Biological process (GO): mitochondrial electron transport, cytochrome c to oxygen; mitochondrial electron transport, ubiquinol to cytochrome c
Cellular component (GO): mitochondrial intermembrane space
Molecular function (GO): heme binding; electron transfer activity
Source: RefSeq, a predicted model, not a curated record